AUGUUGUCGUCCACCGUGAAGAAUUCCGUGCGCAAAUCUGCGGCAGCUGCUGUUCCUGCGACGAUCACCCGCAGUCUCGCAAUAAGCCAAACGGGAGCUGUCUCGUCCACUAAAGACGUGGAGGAGAUUGGUAGUUUCGGCCAAAUGACGCAGCCCAAGCUGCAGCUCUUUGGACUGCACGCUCGCUAUGCCAAUGCGCUCUACAGCGUCGCAGCCAAGCAGAACCAGCUCGAGUCUGUGGAGAAGGAGCUCUUGAGCAUUGAAGCCACGAUCGCCAAAGAGCCGCACUUUGCCUCGUUCUUGCACGAUCCAACGAUCGCGCGCGCGAGCAAGAAGGAGGACAUUGCCAAAGUAAUGGACAAGGCCAAGUUUUCCAAGCCUGUGGCGGGACUGUUUGAAGUGCUGGCGGACAAUGGCCGUCUUCCGGAUGUGGCAGGUGUCAUUGGCGCGUACAAGAAGCUCAUGGGAGCGUACCGCCAAGAAGUGCAGGCCAAGGUCACGUCGGCUGACCCGCUGACCAAGACGCAGCUGGACCAAGUGAAAAAGGCACUGGCAGCUCGUGUGGAAAAGAACGAGACGCUGCUGCUGGAGACUGCGGUGGACCCGGAGAUUCUGGGUGGACUCAAGGUGCAGAUUGGCAACUACUUUAUCGACUUGUCGCUGGCCACCAAGAUCGACAAGAUCAAUUCGUUGCUCGCUUCGUCGAGUCAGCAGUGA
Molecule: messenger RNA, 717 nt
Organism: Peronospora matthiolae
Lineage: Eukaryota; Oomycota; Peronosporomycetes; Peronosporales; Peronosporaceae
Source: the annotation of a GenBank genome assembly